Molecule: messenger RNA, 2366 nt
Organism: Conger conger (European conger)
Lineage: Eukaryota; Metazoa; Chordata; Actinopteri; Anguilliformes; Congridae
Product: properdin-like
Exons: 9
Coding region: 89-1420 (443 amino acids)
Source: RefSeq, a predicted model, not a curated record
AGAGAGACAGACAGAAAGAUGGACAGACAAGAGUGGAGGGAGAAGAGGAGACAUUCUGUGACAGAAAGCUCGUAUAGGAGGUUGUGUAAUGCUGCUGUGGACUUUAUCCUGCAUGCUCCUGGCUGCCCAGGAAUCAGUGUCUGAGGAGGCUCCAUGUUAUCAGAGCUUUAAUGCGCAGCACGGGAGCUGUGAAGUCCUUCUGGGAGGAGCUGAGGUGAAUGACUGCUGUCUGAACCCUCACUAUGCCUAUAAAGAUGAGGAUGGAGUCUGUCAAUCCUGUCGGCCUGCCAGCUGGACAGACUGGAGCCCAUGGGGGCCCUGCACCCGUUCCUGUCUGGAGGGGGUCCAGCAGCGCCGGCGUUUUUGCUACGGCAGGGGUGACUGCAAGGACCCCCACAAGCUGGGGAGCCUGCAGACAAGGCCCUGCGAGGACAGCAGCUGCUGCCCUGAGCAGGGAGGAUGGGCAGAGUGGGGGCAGUGGCAGCCAUGCUCAGUGAACUGUGGGACUGGGCAGAAGCUGAGGGAGAGAACUUGCUCCUCGCCGCCCCCUGUCUGCAGGGGGGGGUGCAGCGGUCCAAACACAGAGUACGCUUCCUGCGACACCGGAAAGGCCUGCGCAGUCCAUGGUGGUUGGUCAAACUGGGGCAACUGGGGUCCGUGUGACGAAAACUGCAGAAAUGAGGGGGCCUCUCCACCACGACGUCACAGCGUUCGCUCCUGUACCAACCCCGCCCCCUCCCUCCUCCCCCCUGGCCUGCCGUGCGCUGGGCCAGAAGAGCGGGCGGAGCACUGCCACAGCCUGCCCUACUGUGCCGUGCAUGGAGGCUGGGGGCAAUGGAGUGCGUAUUCUGAGUGCCCAGUGACCUGCGGCAUUGGGCAGACAGUAAGGAGACGGGAAUGUAACAAUCCUGCACCCAAACACGGUGGAAAAACCUGCCCGGGACUCCCCACCUCCACCCAGAUAUGCAACCAAAAAAAUCCCUGUCCAGUGAAUGGUGAGUGGGCAGAGUGGGGAGAGUGGGGUCGGUGUAAGAGGCACAAUAAGAACAUCAAUUGCGUCACAUACUCGGCAGGCAGACAGUGGAGAGAGCGCACCUGCGAGCACAAGAGCUCGGAUGGCGCUCACUGUCAGCCAGGGCUGAGCAGUGAGAGCAGGCCCUGCUACGACAUUCAAGGAUGCCGGCGCGUGGGUAACUGGAGUGAAUGGGGCAACUGGGGUCUCUGUCAGCCCAACUGUGGACCCCAAGCCCAGAAGACCAGGAAAAAAGUGUGUGAAUUGGACUUCUCAGACUACACGACAAAAGUGGUCAAGAAUGAGACCAUCCAUUUUGCAGGAAAAGCCCGGGAAUUAUGUGUGAGGAUGAAGCCAGAGGAAGUGACCAUGAGUGCACCCUGCCUCAAUGUUCCCCCCUGCACCUAAUCAUCAACAUUCCCCCUGUACCCAACCCCAACAUUUUAUUUCCACAUUGGCUAUCCUCUAGUUUCUAUAGUUAUGUCAUGACACUGAUGAUUAUUAUUUUGUACUGCUAUCUCGCUAGCUAGCAAUAUAUCAAUAUAUCAAUAUAUAGCAAUAUAUAGCUAUAUAUAGCAAUAUAUGGCCACCAAGAUCUUUCCCUCUCUCACUAAUUUUGGUAGAGUAGACUAUUUGCCAUAGCCUAGGUUUUUAGCUGCUUCUCUAUUGCAAUGAGUGAAGCCAGGCAGAACAAUUAUUCAUGAAAUAGGAUGAAAUUGGUUUAAAAAAAUAGAAAGCGCAGAACUCGGAUGUUGAAGGAUUCAUAGGAAAUGGGAAAAUUAGUCUGUGCAGAAAUUUAGUCUUGUGCAGUUGUCUUCACAGCUUUAAUGCGCAGUUGAGGCAUCUUUUGAGUCAUUUCUGACUUUGUAUAUGUACUCUCCUGAUAAAAAGAAAUACAUUAAAAGUCCAGAGAUCAAAUCAGCAUAAUUCAGUUUGAACACACAUACAAAUACACAAACACACACACGCAGACACAGAGCCAACAUAAGGUAUGAAAUGCAUGGAUUUUUUUGCUGAAUUAUACAUGGUAAAAAUGUUGUAUGUAAACAACUGAUUUGUAUUCCAUUCAUCUGAAAUUUUAACUAUGCAUUACUUUGCUGUUAAAAGUCAGUUUAUUUGGCACCACAUUAGUAAAACUAUUAGUUUUACAAUUAUUGAUAUUAUAUAAACAUUUGCGUUUCCUCUGACACAACCAGACAUUAAAUAUGCUCUUCAUAUAAAUAAUCUGAUUGAAUUUGUAUCUAAGGUGCAACUGCUGUUUUUGCAAUGUUCCUCAAAUGACCAUUAUUUUUUCAUAUUUGAAUAAAUGAGAUUAUUGACAAUAAAUCUAAUAUCAUUUGCAAACCAUUACAAA